Molecule: messenger RNA, 402 nt
Organism: Coccidioides immitis RS
Lineage: Eukaryota; Fungi; Ascomycota; Eurotiomycetes; Onygenales; Onygenaceae
Exons: 4
Coding region: 1-402 (133 amino acids)
Source: RefSeq, a predicted model, not a curated record
AUGGAUUGUGGGAACCCCAGCAUUCAGUCUCUGAAGGAGAUGAAUAUUGAUGAAGGUGCUGGUAGUAGUGAAGCCAUCACCAGUGAGACACCAGCAGAUAAUACAGGCAACAGAGAGGAGUCAGAUGAUUUUGAUGAUGUGAAGCCAUCAAAAGCACCUUACUACUAUGGCAAAUCACUUAAUGAGUGUAAAUUGUGGUUAGCUUUAAUAAGACAGCAGUUUCAUCUGAGGAAAUCAUUACAAAAGGCAUUAGAUGUAGUCAGAAUUGAUUGGGUGUCCAGCCAUUUUUAUAACAAACCCCAGAUGCAUUGGCAGAUGUUGGGAAUAGAGAGAGAACAACUACCCAUGUCAUGGAACAAAUUCAAGAUGUGGUACAAAACUCAGAUCAAUCAUCUGGGCUGA